Molecule: messenger RNA, 1052 nt
Organism: Triticum urartu
Lineage: Eukaryota; Viridiplantae; Streptophyta; Magnoliopsida; Poales; Poaceae
Source: RefSeq, a predicted model, not a curated record
CCGUCACCGCGAUCCCACCCCGUGUGACCGCCGAUCUGCUGCCGAUGCCGCAGAAGAAGCGCCCCCGCCGUAGGAGGUCUCCUCGCGAAGGAUCCUCCCGCCGGCGCCGUGGUGAAGAUGGCGCAUGGUUGUCUGGAUCCCUUGUCGAAUCGGAUGGCAGCAGCAGCAGCACGUCCGGCGCACCGUUGCCGGAAUCCCUCGACGAGCCGUCGGAGUCGGACACCCGGUCGUCUCGCAAGUACGAGUCGAGGUACCAUGAGAUGCUCGCCUCGCGCCUCGCCGUACUGCCUCUACCAGCCUACGCCGACGACGAAGGCCCAGAUCUCCCUUCUGCUGAAACUUUCGAAGCCCUCGUUCGUCCUUAUUUCUAUGAUGACGAGCUGCGGGCUGCUCUGGUAGAGUACCAAGUCCACAAGUUCUUGAGCCGACCAGAGGAUGUCCAUGGACGAGAUGGAGAUUCAGGAGAAGUUGAUUCGUCCUCCUCACUGAUGGAUGAUAUCCCCGAGGAGGAAUUCGAGGUAGACGAUGCACGGCUCAGGUCUCACAUAGUACAUGAAGUUGACACCGAGGAUAGAUUGGAUGAAGAGGAGGCGAACAGGCUCUGUCACAAGUAUGCACGAUACCGCCUCAAAGCUUGCAUGUUGCUCAAAGGAGUGCCUAUUGACGAUGCUGCAUUCGACUCCCAGUACCCUCCAGACCUUCCCUUGGACAACCACCGUCUUUACCAUGAAGAUGAAGCCUUGGGCUGGUGGUUUGACUUGGGCACCUCUUCACCCGCGACCUUGAGCGACUAUCAGCGGCUAGUCCCUUGUAAUGAAGGGGGCGUUGAGUUUGAAAGUUGGAGUAAAUACCGAGAGUUUUAUAGCACCCCUGAAACUGAUAGAGAUUAUCUGCUGUACUGGGAAACGAUUGUGAAGGAUCUUAAGUGGAUUGAAGAACAUGUGCUUAAAGGCUAUAUGGAGGUACACACCUAUACGGCCUCUCAAAACAAUGUAAUGACAACUAGUCUCUAUAUGCGCAUAGUAGCAUCACAAUAACUUGUCUGUUCUACU